AUGCAGAGCACAGCCUUCACUUUCUCUCCUUCCCCUUCUCUUUCUCUCGUCAAACAGCGACGCCUAAUAACUAACCCUACUACUUAUUCGCUUCCUUCACGAUUCGAUCCAAUUCGCGCUUUCUCUUCUCCGAAACGGCACGAUCUCGACUCUAACAAUGUCGUUUUCCCUCGCCGAUCCUGGUCCUUGUCUUCUGAUUCUAACUCGUCUCUUUCGCGGCCAUGGAAUCCGUUGCCUCCCUUGGUCUCCCAGAGUAAAAUGGAGCGCUUUGAGGUGAAAGCAACGGCGGUUCCAGAGACUGCUGGCGAGGGAGAGGAGAAGAGUAGUUUGAUCAGGACUUUAGAGCUUGGUUUGUUGUUUGGCCUUUGGUAUAUUUUUAAUAUCUACUUCAAUAUUUACAACAAACAGGUAUUGAAGGUAUUCCCGAACCCAGUAACUGUUACUGCAGUUCAAUUUGCUGUUGGGACGGUAUUAGUUAUUUUUAUGUGGACUUUCAAUCUAUACAAAAAGCCGGAAAUUAGUGGUGCGCAGCUUGCAAUGAUUCUGCCAUUGGCAGUGGUUCACACGCUAGGGAAUCUUUUCACUAAUAUGAGUCUUGGAAAGGUGGCUGUUUCAUUCACUCACACUAUCAAAGCUAUGGAGCCCUUCUUCUCAGUUGUCCUCUCUGCAAUGUUUCUUGGGGAGUUGCCUACCCUCUGGGUGGUUGGUUCCCUUUUACCAAUUGUUGGUGGAGUGGCGCUUGCCUCAGUCACCGAGGCUUCUUUCAAUUGGGCUGGUUUUUGGAGUGCAAUGGCUUCUAAUUUGUCAAACCAAUCUCGUAAUGUCCUUAGCAAAAAGGUCAUGAUUAAGAAAGAGGAAUCUAUGGACAACAUUACUCUUUUCUCCAUCAUAACUAUCAUGUCAUUUAUCUUGUUAGCCCCUGUGACUCUCUUCAUGGAAGGUGUCAAGUUUACUCCAUUAUACCUCCAAUCUGCUGGAUUGAAUGUUAAACAGGUAUACAUCAGGUCUCUUCUUGCUGCGCUUUCCUUCCAUGCCUAUCAACAGGUUUCUUAUAUGAUAUUGCAAAGGGUAUCGCCUGUUACACACUCUGUUGGUAAUUGUGUGAAGCGUGUGGUUGUCAUCGUGAGCUCUGUCCUCUUCUUCAAGACCCCUGUUUCGGCUAUCAACUCAAUGGGUACUGGAAUUGCUCUUGCUGGAGUUUUUCUGUAUUCAAGAGUGAAGCGCAUUAAGCCAAAGCCAAAAACAGCUUAA
Messenger RNA from Dovyalis caffra, 1251 nucleotides. The record is from the annotation of a GenBank genome assembly. NCBI's taxonomy places the organism in Eukaryota, Viridiplantae, Streptophyta, Magnoliopsida, Malpighiales, Salicaceae.